UCGCGUACGACGUUUCAGUGAACAUUCGUAAAGUUUCCAUAUAGAAACAAAUUCAAAAAUCAAAUACAAUUAGCAAUUUAGCAACGUCAAAACGCAUACGAAUUUGACAGUUGUUUUUUUUUAUAAAAAGGCAAAGGUUGUGUAGCCUUUCGGUUGUGUGAGUGUGUGUUAGAUUAUGUUGUUGUAAUAUUAUAUGUUACGAAUGGCGGAUUGUAGUGGGAUAUACAGCGUGAUUUAAAAAAGAUGGCGUAGAACUCCGACUUCAAGAUGGCAGCGGUGUCGACAACCGUACACCUACAGGACACCAGAAUAAAGAUUCAGGAUCACAGCGAUGAAGACCAUGAGCCAUAUUCACCAACCACCAGGGAUACAAUCAGCCCUGAAUACAACGAAGAGGAUAAAUCCGAAGAUAGAACAAUACAUACAUCAUCUUUCUCCAUACAUAACGUUCUAAAGAAAGAACGAGACACAAGUAGCCCAGAGAAUGUCUUCUCAACAGAUAAACUCUUACAGAAUACGCCAAAUUUCGAUGAUAGUCAAAACUCAAGAACGUCUGAAAGCGUCAGUCCUAGGCUUGAAGAUGAUGAUACGAAUGGUAAUGAAUACAGAGCUGAAAUAAGUGUGGAUGAUGAAAAUUCCUGCUGCAGCGAUGACACUGUCUUAUCCGUUGGUAACGAGGCUCCAGUGUCCAGUUACCAUGACAACGAGAAAAGCAGUCCGGACCCCUCGCACGGUCUAUCCUCUUUUAAACACAUUCAGACACAUCUGAACGCGAUCUCACAACUUAGUCAGAAUCUUAAUGUGAACCAACCUUUACUUCUCCGACCGAGUCCUAUCACUCCAAACCCUCUUAUGUUCCUAAACCAACCGUUACUGUUUCAAAAUCCACUAAACCAAGUGGAUUUAAAAUCCGGGGUGAUGCCAAAUAGAAUGCCGAUGCCACAGAGCAAUUUAAACCUUAAUACGCAGCAUUUCGGUUUAAAUUUCGGUCUAAGAAUGAAAAACCAAACGAUGGAAACGCGUCAUCGAAGCGAUGAGAACAGACGCGUUAAUUAUGUUACGCCGAAAUCACCAGAUAAUGAAUCUGGAAGAGAUUUUAUAAAUCAAAAUUGUUUAAAAUUUAGUAUAGACAAUAUUUUGAAGGCUGAUUUCGGAAGACGAAUAACUGACCCGUUGACGAAAAGAAAGUCUUUAAAGUCAAGGUCCUUUGAGGCUAAAGUACCUGUAAAAGAGGCUUCGUUGCCCUCUAAACCGGAAGUGCUUGAGGCUAGAGUGCCGGAGGUUAAGCCUACUGAUAAAGGAGCUAUUGACCUAUCGAAAAGCGACGACGGUUCGAGCAACCAGAGUAGUACAAGCACAACGACUGGCGAAAACGGACCAAUGGUGUGGCCGGCAUGGGUGUACUGCACCCGCUACAGCGACCGGCCCAGUUCGGGAAGAAGUAAGUACGGGACCGGCUCACGGCAGCAACGUCCUCGUACGAGAAGACCGAAGAAGCCGCCCGGGGAGGGUCCCACUUCUGAUGAGAAAAGACCUAGGACUGCCUUCUCUGGACCUCAGCUUGCUAGAUUAAAGCACGAGUUCGCUGAGAACCGGUACCUGACGGAGCGGCGGCGGCAGGCGUUAGCAGCGGAACUGGGCCUAGCCGAGGCGCAGAUAAAAAUCUGGUUCCAGAAUAAGCGAGCAAAGAUCAAGAAAGCUUCAGGACAGAGGAAUCCGCUCGCGCUGCAGCUCAUGGCGCAGGGACUGUACAACCAUAGCACGGUGCCUCUCACCAAGGAAGAGGAAGAGUUGGAGAUGAAGGCCAGAGAGAGGGAAAAGGAACUACAGAAUAGACAUUGAAAGUGUGCUUAGUAAUAGUUUCUUGUUGGUUAUAACGCGAUGUUGUAAAUUCGAUUGAUUACAAGGGUGGAUGAAAUGUUUUUGGGAAAGAAAUUAUCUAAUACUAGCUUUUACCCGCGACUACGUCCGCGCGGAAUAAAAAAUAGAA
Messenger RNA from Papilio machaon (common yellow swallowtail), 1990 nucleotides. RefSeq names its product homeobox protein invected (gene Inv). The transcript has 6 exons. The record is from RefSeq and is a predicted model, not a curated record. Gene Ontology annotation, biological process: neuron differentiation; multicellular organism development; regulation of transcription by RNA polymerase II. NCBI's taxonomy places the organism in Eukaryota, Metazoa, Arthropoda, Insecta, Lepidoptera, Papilionidae. Gene Ontology annotation, cellular component: nucleus. Gene Ontology annotation, molecular function: DNA-binding transcription factor activity, RNA polymerase II-specific; RNA polymerase II cis-regulatory region sequence-specific DNA binding. The coding region runs from base 268 to 1842 and encodes 524 amino acids.